CUCUCUCUCUCUCUCUCACACACUAUCGCUGAGCUCUAACCAGUUGGAUACAGUGCAGAGGACUUGAGGAGAGUGCUCUUUUCUUCUUCUUUGGCAUUUCCUUCCUGCCUCUCUCCCUCACGCGCUGUUGAUUUAGAUCAGGUCCUUAGGGUGAGGAUGUAUUUGUGUCAAGCUGCAACAAAGGAAGAGUAAACAAAGAGUAAACAUUGACUGAACGGAGGAACGGGAAAGACCCUCCUUUACAGGCUCAAAAAAGGUGGCUCACCGGACAGCAGCAGCAAUGUGAUUGUUUGGGUCAAAGAGCAGAUGAUGUCCUGGUACAGCUAAAGCAGAGAAUCUCCCCUCCUGUCCUCUGUCCUAUAUGAGGACCCGAAGAUGACUGUCACCAGCCGGCAGUCCUUCAAUGUCCUGACGGUCAUCUUCCUCCUGCUGUCCACCGCAGCUCUAUCAGCUAAUUUCAGAGUGUGUGAACCAUAUUCCGACCACAAGGGGCGCUACCACUUUGGUUUCCACUGCCCUCGUCUCUCUGACAACAAGACCUACAUGUUCUGCUGUCACCACAACAACACUGCCUUCAAGUACUGCUGUAAGGAGACUGAGUUCCAGACGGUCAUGCAGGUCAACCUCACCACCACCACAGACGGCUUCAAACACAAUAACUACACAGCCCUGGUAGGAGUGUGGAUCUAUGGCUUCUUCGUCAUGGUGCUGCUAGCCCUGGACUUCCUCUACUACUCUGCCAUGAACUAUGAGCUGUGUCGGGUUUACCUGGAGAAGUGGGGUCUUGGAGGACGCUGGCUGAAGAAGGCUAGGAGCCAGUGGCACCGGCCGGUCCCAGGAGAGGAGAGUGAGACCCAGAACCAGGCCCAGGGUCACCCCAUGGCCCUCAGCCACCACCACCCCAGACACAGCCUCAGAGGCGAGGGCCAGAGCCCCACGCUCCUCCCCUACCACACACCCACCGUCUGAGUGAAGCUGCAAGAGGAUGAAUGAGUAGAAGAGUAGAGAGCAGCGACGCCGGGCAGAGGAUAGCACGGCUCAGACACCUGUCUCUGUCUGGCUGGAUUAUUGACACAGUACCGUACCACAGGGUGGCUGGCCCUACGGACGCUAGCGGCUAGCUAGCAGUUCCUGCUCACCUCCAUUCCUCUGAGCUCCUACACACAGGGCUAUGGAGGAUAGAGUAUGACGAGACGUCUAGACUACGACAGAAGGCCCAGGUGGAUGGAGCUGCUGCUACCCAAACACUGCUAAGGAACAGGCCACAGGCACUGAAACUGACCAUGUAUACCCCUGCAUGGGCUGGGACUGUUCUAAUAAGAAACCAAUGGAGACUUGAAGUGAACUGGAUAAAAUGUGGUUGCAAACGAGGAGGCUUUGUUUGAUUUGUGUGUUUGAGUGUUGAUUGCACUUGGUUGCUGUGUGGGGUUAAAUUCAGUAGUAGUCAGAAGAAGUUGUGGGAGUACUGUAUCUAUUGGGGAUUUAUUUAAAGUAAACUAGUCAGGGACUCUCUAUGAGUGGUAAACAUCCUACGCGAUUCACCAUGGAGGUUGACGCUGAGCAUCUUGAAGACGGACUGCACUAUUUUGCUUCAGCGACAAGUGACUCACCUGAAUCGAGAGAUAUCUAUAUUCUACAGUGUCACCCUGUCUUCAGAAAAGGCCUUUGUGUGUAUUUUGUGAUCUUAUUAUUUUUCUAAUUAAACAUAAGUUGGUGAAGUUUCCUCUACUACAACCUUCACAAAUUGAUGUCCAGUCCUUUUCCUGUCCAGGCUUUAGUUAAAGAGACCCAUUAGGAAUAAUGAUAAAAAUGUAUAUUAAUUUGGUUCACUUAAAUUAUAAGCACCAAUGUACCAUACCGGUAAUAGCCAAUCUUAUCAGCAAUAAUGUACAGCAUUGAGAGACCUGACCUAAAUGAGAACAUAGACCAUCUCACACACAGAGCAAUCACUGAAAUGAAUCUGAGGCUCUGCAUCCCAAAUGGCAUCCUAUUCCCUAUAUAGUGCACUACAUUUGGUAGGGCUCAGGUCAAAAGUAAUGCACUAUAUAGGGAAUAGGGUGCCAUUUGGGAUGCAAACCCAGGCUCUCUCUGCAGGAUAGAUUUAAUCGCAAGGUGAAGUCUAUGGAAAAGACAUAUGUCAACAUAAUAAAACCUUACUGAACACAGUGGUCUUCCCCUUCAAGCAACCUUGUCAGCUUAGCAAUGAGCAAGAGUGGAGUGCAGACAAAAUAAUCACUUCAGUGAAAAAGAAAGGUGUUAGCAUCCGCACAGGGAUGGAAUAAAGCUGUGCUCAGCGCUUAACUAAUUGCUGACAUAUACUGUACUUUCUGAUUGAUACAUAAAGUACAGCCUUGUUGUGUUGGGAGGGGGGAGAGAGAAUAAAGCAUAUGUUUGUGUCAGCAGGCUGGGAGGGGGAAGGAUUGUGAUGGAGGAAGACCAGGAGGCCCGCUCGUAGAGAAAAGGGUUCCAAAAGGGUUCUGCAGCUGUCUCCAUAGGAGAACCCUUUUUGGUUCCAGGAGGAACACUUUUGGGUUCCAUGUAGAACCCUCUGUGGAAAGGGUUCUACAUCGAACCCAAAACGGUUGUACCUGGAAUAGAAAGGAUUCUACCUGGAACCAAAAGGGGUUCUUCAAGGGUUCUCCGAUGGAGACAGCCGAAGAACCCUUUUUGGUUCUAGAUAUCACUUUUUUCUAAGAGCGUAUACAGUGUAGUACAGGGGUGUGUCUCUCUUCACUCUUCCCCGAUUCUGCAGCUGUAACCUGGCUAUCUGGCAGCUGCACAGCCAGUACAUUACGUACAGAGAAUUCCUGGACCGUACCAACCAUGCAGCAGGCAGUACACUGCAGUGUCCUUGGUAGGAGCCAAUAAAAAGGGCAGAACUAUACACACUUCUGUUUGGGAGUUACUGGAAUUUCCACCAACACUCCUGACCAGCCAGUAGGCAGGAGGAGCAGCACAGCUAUCCCCCAAAUUCUAAAAGAGCAAUACUGAAAAAAUAGUUUGGUCAUUAUCUGGAUUCAUAUGUUCACUGAAGUCUGCAGGCCCCAAAAAAUGCAUUGGAUUUGUACAACCAUUUUACACAUUUCUGUUUUAAGAAUGACCCUUGCUGACAUUAUAAUCUGUUGUAAUCAGCAAUAAAGUUCAGAUUUGGUCAGUUUGAGUUAACUUGUACCCUGUGCUGACAUGUUUAAAGUUUCAACGUUUAUUCGCCAUGUGCACAGGAUACAACAGUACAGAGACAUUCUUACUUAAGAGCUCUUUCCCAACAGUGCAGUACUAAUAAUAUAGAUAAUCAUAGAAAUAUAUCAUUUUUAAAACACAAGAAGUGCGAUAUAAGUUGACUUGUACCUAGUGCUGAGAUAAGAUGUGACCAACUGAAAUAAUUGGGUUGGACUGGACUGGCACUCUCUCUUUUUCUCUUCCUCCCCCUCUCUUUCCUUCCUUCAUUUCUUCCCUCACUCUCUCUCUCUCAUCUCUCUCUCUCUCUUUCUGUCACUACCUCUCUCUUUCUGUCACUCCCUCUCCUAUCUCUCUCUCCCUCCCCCUCCCCCUUUCCCUCUCUCCCACUCUCUCCCCCUCUCUCUCUUCUCUCUCCCCCGCUCCUUUCUUCCAUCCGCCUCCUUCCCUACCUCCCUCCCUCCUGCAGAAAGUGAGAGAGAGCAGUGGCAGCAGCUAGGAAACUGGGAGGAGCAGGAAUUUUAAACAGCUGCUGCAAUACAAAGGGGAUUUAAUUGGGCUCAAAGCAGGGGAAAUGGCAGAGAUCAGAUAUGCUAGGGAACACACGUCUCCUCUGGAGCCAUAGUGCUGUGCUGCUGUAACAAAGCAAAGCUACUGUGAGCAGGGAGUUCCUUUUCCAUCAACAAUAUGUAGUCGUGAUAAAUAGGGAAAUGCCCCUUUCCCUAGCAACCCACUGGGCACAGACUUCAGUUAAACGUCUAGUAAACAGCAGCUGUGGACUAACAGUGAAAUGCAUACUUAUGGUCCCUUCCCAACAGUGCAGAGAGAAAGAAAAUAGAGAAAUAAUACAAAUGUAAAACACGUAAUAUUAAAAGUAAUAAUAGAUACAUAAUGAGUAACAAUAACUUGACUAUAUACAAGGAGUACCAGUACUGAGUUAAUGUGUAGGGGUACGAGGUAAUUGAGGUAGAUAUGUACAUAUAACUAGGAAUAAAGUGACAUAGUGAACAGUAGCAGCAACGUAUGUAAUGAGUCAAAACAGUGAGUGCAAAAAGGGUCAAUGCAGAUAGUUAAUAAGUAGUUAACCAAAUAGCUACCAGGACUAACUGUUUAGCAGUCUUACGGCUUGGUGGUAGAAGCUGUUCAGGGUGCUGUUGGUUCCACACUUGGUGUAUCGGUAGCGCUUGCUUGAGGUUGCCGUAGAGUAAAUCUCCACCUGUACAAAGAAGCUUUGUAGUGAUUUGUCGGUACCUCACUGUGGGUGUGGUGGUGGUGAUGAUGAUAACGUGCACCACAUUCUGUCCUUGUAAUCCACUACAAUGUAGAGUUAUGAGUUGAAUUGUUUCUGCACUUGUUAACUUUGUAUUGUUCCACCAGGGAGAAAUAAAGUUGUAUCUUUUCCAGUGUGUUUAAA
This is a messenger RNA of Salmo salar (Atlantic salmon), 4591 nucleotides long. RefSeq names its product shisa like 1a (gene shisal1a). Lineage: Eukaryota; Metazoa; Chordata; Actinopteri; Salmoniformes; Salmonidae. The record is from RefSeq and is a predicted model, not a curated record.